Messenger RNA from Aspergillus niger, 591 nucleotides. Its product is annotated as mitochondrial 54S ribosomal protein uL23m. Gene Ontology annotation, cellular component: ribosome; mitochondrial large ribosomal subunit. Lineage: Eukaryota; Fungi; Ascomycota; Eurotiomycetes; Eurotiales; Aspergillaceae. Gene Ontology annotation, molecular function: structural constituent of ribosome. The record is from RefSeq and is a predicted model, not a curated record. The transcript is spliced from 3 exons. The coding region runs from base 1 to 591 and encodes 196 amino acids. Gene Ontology annotation, biological process: mitochondrial translation.
AUGGUCCGACGAUUCUCCAAGUUCCCCAAAAAGCCCGCCGACUGGGUCGGCCCCGCGGCGCCUCUCUCCCAACGGAAGCAGAUCUUCCUUCCCGACUUCACAAUCGCCCUAAUCCGCACGCCCUUCCUUCCCCCCCGCUACGCCACCUUCUACGUGCCGCUCAACUUCAACAAACUGGAUAUGCGCGAUUACCUGCAGCGUCUGUACGGCGUGGGCGUCGUCAGCGUGCGCUCAUUCGUCGAACAGCAGAAACUGACGAGGUUGAAGUCCCUGGGUCGCUAUGGAUAUGGAAAGAUCCGUCGCCCGCAGUCUAAGAAGAAGAUGACGGUCGAGAUGAAGGAGGCAUUUGUUUGGCCCGAGGCGCCGACGGAUAUGGCUCCAUGGGAGAAGGACCAGUUCUUCAAGGCUCAGAAAUACCAGGAGGAGAUCCAGGAUAAGCAGAAGCCGGAUGCGGGGAUGAAGGCGGAUGAGAAGGAGAGGGAGGUCUAUAAGGAGGAUGCGAAGAAGUUGUUGGAGGGUGCUAAGCCGUGGAGGCCGACUUGGAAGGCUUUGGGGUUGGGGCAUUAUGAGAGGCCGUUGGUUAAGUCGUGA